Messenger RNA from Cyphellophora europaea CBS 101466, 1236 nucleotides. RefSeq lists its product as uncharacterized. NCBI's taxonomy places the organism in Eukaryota, Fungi, Ascomycota, Eurotiomycetes, Chaetothyriales, Cyphellophoraceae. Gene Ontology annotation, cellular component: nucleus; cytoplasm. The transcript is spliced from 5 exons. Gene Ontology annotation, molecular function: translation elongation factor activity. The record is from RefSeq and is a predicted model, not a curated record. Bases 1 to 1236 code for a protein of 411 amino acids. Gene Ontology annotation, biological process: translational elongation.
AUGUCUUUCGGCAAGCUCUACGGGUUUCCCGAUAAUGCGCGCUCUACCGUGCUUUUGGCGGUUGCCAAAGCCAAUGAGCUAGACGUCGAGCUCGUCGAUACUCGCCCUCCAAAUACAUCCGUCGACUACCAGAAGCUCAACCCCCUCAACAGAGUCCCGACCUUCCAUGGUGCGGAUGAUUUCGUUUUGACCGAAGUCAUUGCUAUCGCCAUCUACUUCGCUUCGCAGAACGAGAAGACUACCCUUUUGGGAAAGACGAAAAAAGACUAUGCGUCCAUCGUCCGCUGGAUGUCCUUUUCCAACUCGGAGCUUCUCCCUGCGCUCGGAAGCUGGUUCCGCCCCCUGAUUGGCAAGGAUCCCUACAACAAGAAGAACGUCGAGGACGGUAAGGCCGCCACUCUCAAGGCUGUCAACGUUCUCGAGAGUCACUUCCUCGUCAACACAUUCCUGGUUGGUGAGCGUGUCACUCUGGCCGAUCUGCUUCUUGCCUCCCAGGCCUCUCGGGGCUUCCAGUAUGUCUUCGACAAGUCUUUCCGCUCCGAGUACCCCAACAUCACCCGUUGGUUCGAGACUUUGGUCAACCAGCCCAUCUGGAAGGCCGUUGUUGAGAAGCCCAUCUUCGUCGAGGAGGCUGUCAAGUAUACCCCUCCCAAGAAGGAGCCCAAACCUGCCGCGGCUCCCAAGGCCGCUGCUCCCAAGCCCGCCGCCGACGAGGAAGACGACGAGCCCAAGCCCGAAGCUCCCAAGGCCAAGCACCCCAUUGAGGCUCUUGGCAAGCCAACUCUCAUCCUCGAUGACUGGAAGCGCAAGUACUCCAAUGAGGAGACCCGUGAGGUCGCCCUUCCCUGGUUCUGGGAGAACUACAAGCCGGAUGAGUACUCCCUGUGGCGCGUCGACUACAAGUACAACGAUGAGCUCACCAUGACCUUCAUGAGUGCCAACCUCGUUGGUGGUUUCUUCGCACGUCUCGAGGCUUCUCGCAAGUACCUCUUCGGAGCUUGCUCCGUCUAUGGCCAGACCAACGACAGCGUCAUCCGUGGUGCCUUCUUGGUCCGUGGUCAGGAGGCGCUCCCCGCCUUCGAUGUCGCCCCCGACUGGGAAUCCUACGAGUUCACCAAGCUCGACCCCUCCAAGCCCGAGGAUAAGGCCUUCGUCGAGGACGAGUGGUCUUGGGACAAGCCCAUUGAGGUCAACGGCAAGACCUACGAGUGGGCCGACGGCAAGGUCUUCAAGUAG